This is a messenger RNA of Guillardia theta CCMP2712, 1209 nucleotides long. RefSeq lists its product as hypothetical. Lineage: Eukaryota; Cryptophyceae; Pyrenomonadales; Geminigeraceae. Bases 1 to 1209 code for a protein of 402 amino acids. The record is from RefSeq and is a predicted model, not a curated record. The transcript has 2 exons.
AUGAUCCACGCUCUCCAGGUCGACAUGAAGCAAAGUAUUCAAAAAUUGCUGUUCAAGGCACAAAUGGCGGACAACUUACGAUUCGCCUACUUCGACGACCUUGGCUCUGAUUUGGUCAAGCUUCCAAACUCUCCUGCUGUAUUCGGCCAGCGCGUUUGCUUUACUUUCUUCCAGCAUGCAUUGACCUUACCUGAUCAAUGUGUGGGUCAUAAAGCAUCAGACUGCAAAGACCGCAAGGAGGACCACGUCCAAGACAGCCACAGAGACGUCGGAGCAUACGACAUAGAUGGCCGUAAGGUCACAACCUCAUCGGUGGUAGAGAGAGCGCAUUUGAUCCCAUUCAGCCAACCAUGUCGGCUUGACUGGUCGACUGCUGUGCAGAAUACCCUUCCUGAGGACAUGCGGUCGCAUGACAUGAUUGAGAAGGUUUUGUUUGGGUGUUACGAUCGAAGCGGGAGCUACAUACCAGGCAUUGCGGAAAGCUCGAUCAACUUCAUCUAUCUCUAUUCACAACGCGAGCACUUGGACAACAAAGCAGCUCUGAUGUUGAUUCCGUUUCUAUCUCCUGAGCAGCAAUUCGAUUGGAACGGUGAAGGGUAUGACGCGAUCCUAAUCUGUGCACAUCAGAGAGUCUAUCAUGAAAUUUAUUUCGAGCUUGAUACUGGACCAGUCCGGGCAAUCAACUCAGAGCACAAUCAUCACGCGUCACAGGUUGACGAGGAGUCUCUCCUCCAGGAGAUCUACAAGCCAAUGAGGGAGAAAUAUUUGAUUCCCAGCGUGUAUCAAGAUGACAGGCAAAAGCUUCAUCAGGCUCUAGAGUACAUCGAGACCCUGUUGAAAGAUAUUUGCGUGGUCAAGUGCGAAGAAAGCUUAGCAAAGCUACAGCAGGACGCCAAUAUCUGGACCGAUGUCUUGAAACGUGACAAUCUAGACAAGGUUGCGGCGUGUGAUGAUCUGAGGGAGAAGUUGAGAACAGAGAGGAUGGUGAAGGUUUUCAAGGGUCUCAAGUCUGAACCUGUACCCGGCAAGCUUGCAUGUUUUCGCGUGAUCAAAUUCAAAGCCAACGGUCCUGAAGAGGAGCCUCAGCCAGCACACACGGCCCCGCAUCCUCUUCUUCUCUCCCUUCGCUCGAUGAACUCAAUCACCAAUCAUUUCUACGGAGACUUGCCAAAUGGGAAAUCCAGCAUGCUUCUUCUCACAUCCUGUUAA